CGAGGAGGCAGGGAGACGGGCAGGAGCCGAACAGGACGGAGCAGAGCACCUGUCUGCGCUGUUUGGGUGGGGAGUGUGGAGGUGUGCAGGCGGGUUUUGAAGGUGCAGACAGCACUUGCGUACUCCUGCGACCUGACCGCCGUCCUGUGAUUACAAAGGAGUCCCGACCGAGCUCUUCAAGCGUUCCUCCGCCCCGCAUCUGCGCAUCUCCGUUGUUGUUGUUGUUGUUGCCGAAGACACGUACACGCAGGAUGAUCUCGCUACCUGCCGUGAUCAGACAACUCUUGUCCGCCUUUCAGGCGUCCCGGGCCAGCAGAAACCAAUUGCCGGCGCUGGAAACGUCGUUCAACCCGGUCCCCAACAUCAGAAACUUGCCGAAAAACGUGCAGAACGCCGGCUGGGCCACGAUCCUGCACUUCUCGCUCAUCUUGACGGUGUUCACGUUCUCCAUCUCCAUCAUGCAGGUGCCGCUGCUGGCAAAGCUGGUCGUCGUGCUGGUGCUUGUCUACAUCAACUUUGCCCCGGUGUUCUCGCAGUUCUUCACCAACGGCCUCCCGAUCUUGGCGUGGGUUUUCCUCUUUUUCAACUCCAAGUUCAUCCCGCUCUCGAUGAAGAGACCCAUCUCCGUGAAGGUCUUGCCCAUCUUGGAAACCGUCUUCUUUGGCGACAACUUGUCCGAGAUUUUGGCGUCCAAAACAAACACGUUUUUCGACGUGUUCUCGUGGCUCCCCUACGGCCUGAUCCACUUCGCCUUGCCCUUUGUUGUGGCCUUCUUGAUCUUCGUCUUUGCGCCCCCACAGACCUUGCCUCAGUUCUGCUGGUCCUUUGGCUUCAUGAACUUGUCCGGCGUCUUUGUGCAGAACAUCGUCUUCUCCUGCGCCCCUCCCUGGUACAAGGUUCUCCACGGGCUUGAAAAGGCAAACUACUCCAUGAAGGGCUCGCCUGGAGGAUUGGGCCGAAUCGACCUCUUGCUCGGCUUUGACAUGUACACCUCGGGUUUCACAAACUCCCCGCUCAUCUUCGGAGCCAUGCCUUCCUUGCAUUCGGGCUGCUCGACCAUGGACGCCCUUUGGUUGACUUACCUACUACCAAAGGGAGCCCCAAUCUGGAUCUCCUACGUCAUCUGGUUAUGGUUCUCAACCAUGUACUUGACCCACCACUACUUCAUCGAUGUCGUCGCAGGUUCCUGCUUGGCUGUUUUCUUUUUCUCCUGUGUUAAAUGGAGAGGAAAGUUGCCGAUCAACGACCGCUUCUGCAGAUGGGACUACGACUCCCUCUCUUUCCACAACAUCUGGAACGAGGAUCCUCUAAAGCCUUCCGACUUCUUUGCAGAUGUAGAUGGCCUCAACGAUCCAAUGUCCUCUCCAUCACCUUACGACUUGGAAAACCAAAUCCCUUUGAACGACCUUUCCUCCUCCUCAAUUUCGAACAAUGUUAUAAACAACAUCACGUUUGAAGGUGGUACCAGCAAGGCUAACCUUGCCAACCCUAAACCAAAUGGCAUCAACAAUUCAAAGAACAAGAAAAGCGAUGUGGAGACAGAUCCAAACCUGGAUUCGGAGAAAAGAGAUCUUUUCUAUUCAGAUGAUGAGAUAGCAGAAGCCUACGAUAUAGAAAAAUCUGUCAACACGACAACGAAAACAGUCCCUAAAAGAUUUAAAGAAUCAUUUGAGGUUACUUUAUCAACAAACUCACAGCAUAAUCGUGACUCGGAAGACGUCAAUCGUCAGAUACAAGGCAGCACCUCCUCUUCUGGCACGAAAUAAUAUUUUUGAUGGCUGCCUGAUUUUUACCCUUUUCUCGUUCACUAGAUCAUUCUUUCUUCCUGCAUAUCUUUACUACGUUAUUCCCGAUUUUGAAAAACAAACAAUAACAAUAAUCAGUCCUAGAAACAGAAAAAUCUUCCACUUCUCUUUUCUUUUUCUUUUUAAUUCUAUCUCAAAACCCCUAAUGUUUAACUUACCCCUGUUCCUAUUUCAUAAUUCUAUUCCGAAUCGUAUAUACAUUCUUUUUUCUUUAUAAAUUCACAAUGCACCUCUUACGAAUGUCUCUCUUUAUAUAUAUACACACCCAUAAAUAUGAUUAUAUCUGAACUUGAACAUCAUCAUAUCUAUUCCCAACUUUGGACUUCC
This is a messenger RNA of Pichia membranifaciens NRRL Y-2026, 2132 nucleotides long. RefSeq lists its product as hypothetical. Gene Ontology annotation, biological process: sphingolipid biosynthetic process; inositol phosphoceramide metabolic process. Bases 252 to 1766 code for a protein of 504 amino acids. Gene Ontology annotation, cellular component: inositol phosphoceramide synthase complex. Gene Ontology annotation, molecular function: inositol phosphoceramide synthase activity. Lineage: Eukaryota; Fungi; Ascomycota; Pichiomycetes; Pichiales; Pichiaceae. The record is from RefSeq and is a predicted model, not a curated record. The transcript has a single exon.